AUGGCUGAUAUUAUAACACCCCUGGCUCAAGAAUGGCCCACCAGUAAGGAUUCUUACGAUCUGAUAUGUAAGAUUGGGCAAGGCGCCUUUGCUUCCGUGUGGAAGGCUCGGACCAAAGACACACAGCAAGAGUGUGCAAUUAAAGUAUUGAACCUGGACCAUGUCGAUUCAAAUCUACAGGAAAUUCGGUUAGAAGUCCAAGCGAUGCGGCUCUCUAGUCAUCCCAAUGUACUUCAGUGUCAUACUGCCUUUUGCAACGCCAGUGAUUUGUGGUUGACAGUUCAACUCAUGCGCAAGGGAUCUUCCUUGCAAUGUUUGGAAGGAGCCAGAAAGAUACUGCGGCAACGGCAGCAAAAUGUUUCAAUGGAAGAACAUAUAUUGUACAUUUUGCACGAAACCUUACUCGGGUUAAGAUACAUUCACGACAAUGGUCAAAUUCACAGAGAUAUCAAAGCCGGAAACAUUUUGCUCGAUGGCGAUGGUCAAGUACGAAUUGCUGAUUUUGGAGUGUCGGGAUGGUUAGUCAAUGCGGGAUCCCAACAAGAAAAGGCCAAAACCUUUGUGGGAACCCCCUGUUGGAUGGCACCCGAAGUGAUGGAACAAAUUCAUGGAUACGACUAUAAAGCGGACAUUUGGUCACUGGGAAUUACAGCACUGGAAUUGGCCAAGGGCUUUGCGCCAUAUGCCAAGUAUCCUCCCAUGAAGGUGCUUAUCUUGACCAUUCAGGAGGAUCCGCCAUCCUUGGAUACCUACGACCAAGAGACGGGAGAUGAUGAGGAUGAUGAUCAAGUCCAAGAAGUGAUUUCAAAAUCCUUUGGAUCCUUGGUCGAUCUAUGCCUUCAAAAAGAUCCUUCGAAACGGCCGCAAUCGGUCGAACUAUUGCAGUCGAGAUACCUCAAUGCGAUGGAGGAUGAAAAUCACCGUAUGGAACGGAGAAAUAGGCUGGUCGAAGAGGUUUGCAACCUAGUUGAAAAUGUUGGUUGCCAAGAUGAUUCAAAUGCAUCUUCAUCGUCGCGAAUGCCAGGUAAUGCCCCAGUCUCCAUUUUCGCAUCCAACUUGGAGAAUCGACCAGCAGGUACUACUUGGGUCUUUGAAGAUGGAUCCCAAGUAUUGGCAUCGGCCACCAAUAAUGCUACCUUGGAUGAUGUCAUGAACGAUUUGGAUCAAUUUGGACUCCAAACUGGUGGAGAAAAUUACACUCGGAAACAAAAGGAAGAAGAAGAGCAAAAUCAACAGCAGCAGCAGCAACAGCAAUCAAGCGGAGGGCAAGGAGAUGAUGAGCUCGACGACUUUUUCUCCAACUUUGAACAAAGUACCGGAGGAGAAAACUUUCGACCUACGAAUUAG
Molecule: messenger RNA, 1347 nt
Organism: Cylindrotheca closterium
Lineage: Eukaryota; Bacillariophyta; Bacillariophyceae; Bacillariales; Bacillariaceae
Source: the annotation of a GenBank genome assembly